UGGCUCAAGCCGUCAGACUCGUGUCCCGACAGGCUCUCCGCAAGUCCUGGCCUCGGGGAGUGCCAGCUUGGAGUGCUUGCUAAUCGGAGGUCGGUCAAGCUGCGGCUGUGAACAAGUGCCCGCCCGCGAUGGCCUCAGUGGCGCGGCGCGAGACCUGCUCGAGCGAGGUGGACGUGGCCUCGAGGCGGCAGAAGGAGCAGUACGACCCCAGGAACCCAGAGUACGUCGUGCCCGCGUCGGAGCUUGAGGUGGCCGAGGCCGAGGUGCGGCUGCUGAACCAGCAGCUGGCGGGCUUCCGGUCGAUGCUGGCCAGGCGCGAGAAGUCGGACUCCGGCUCGCCGCUGGUGCAGGACUACCGGCUCCGGGCCGAGGAGAUGCAGCGCGCGGUGGAGGCCGCCGAGGCGCAGAGGGAGGCGCUGACCCCGCGUCACAGGACGCUGGCGGGGCACAAGCGCCUCGACAGCGACGGGUCCACGCGCUGUCCGUCGGUGACCUCCCUCCACGGGAUCUGAGGAGGUCGCCCUCUGCUCGUCACCGCGGCUGGGCAGAGAGAGCCGCCGCGCGGCGGAGAACACUCGCUUCUCCUCGCCGGUAUCUGGUGCCCCUUGAUGCCAUACCCUGCCCCCCCUCCGCCUUGCGGCAGCCAGUGGCAGGGCUAAUAUCCACGG
Molecule: messenger RNA, 668 nt
Organism: Prorocentrum cordatum
Lineage: Eukaryota; Dinophyceae; Prorocentrales; Prorocentraceae
Source: the annotation of a GenBank genome assembly